This is a messenger RNA of Pteronotus mesoamericanus, 3159 nucleotides long. It is a transcript of the gene PDE5A, whose product is annotated as phosphodiesterase 5A. NCBI's taxonomy places the organism in Eukaryota, Metazoa, Chordata, Mammalia, Chiroptera, Mormoopidae. The coding region runs from base 81 to 2582 and encodes 833 amino acids. The transcript has 21 exons. Gene Ontology annotation, molecular function: protein binding; 3',5'-cyclic-GMP phosphodiesterase activity. The record is from RefSeq and is a predicted model, not a curated record. Gene Ontology annotation, biological process: signal transduction.
GCGGCGUCGCCCCCCGAGCCUGCUGGAGUCCGGGGUCGGCCGGGGCCGCACGGCCCGCACCUCGCCUUCCCGCGUCUGCUAUGUUGCCCUUUGGAGACAGAACGAGAGAGAUGGUCAACGCAUGGUUUGCUGAGCGAGUCCACACCAUCCCCGCCUGCAACGAAGGCGCCAGAAGCCGCUCCGAGUCCUGCCCGUGUCCCGCCCAGCCACGUCCCCGCGCGGAGAGCGCCGCGCCCGGAGCCCCAGCCAGGAAAAUCUCUGCCUCCGAGUUCGACCGCCCCCUGAGACCCAUCGUCGUCAAGGAUUCCGAGGGGACUGUGCGCUUCCUCUCUGACGCGGAAAAGAAGGCGCAGAUGCCGCUGACCCCCCCGCGGUUCGGUAAUGAGGACGGGGACCAGUGCUCAAGACUCUUGGAAUUAGUGAAAGACAUCUCCAGUCACUUGGAUGUCACGGCCUUAUGUCACAAAAUUUUCUUGCACAUCCACCAACUCAUCUCCGCGGACCGCUACUCGCUGUUCCUCGUCUGCGAGGACAGCUCCAACGACAAGUUCCUUGUCAGUCGUCUCUUCGAUGUGGCGGAGGGGACCACCCUGGAGGAAGCUUCCAACAGCUGCAUCCGCUUGGAGUGGAACAAAGGCAUCGUGGGGCACGUGGCCGCGCGGGGGGAGCCCCUGAACAUCAAAGACGCCUACGAGGAUCCUCGAUUCAAUGCAGAAGUUGACCAAAUUACCGGCUACAGGACACAAAGCAUUCUCUGUAUGCCAAUUAAGAAUCAUCGGGAAGAGGUGGUCGGUGUAGCCCAGGCCAUCAACAAGAAAUCGGGAAACGGUGGGACAUUCACUGAAAAAGAUGAAAAGGACUUUGCCGCUUACUUGGCCUUUUGUGGCAUUGUUCUCCACAACGCCCAGCUCUACGAGACUUCACUGCUGGAGAACAAGAGAAAUCAGGUGCUGCUUGACCUUGCCAGCUUAAUUUUUGAAGAACAGCAGUCGCUGGAAGUAAUUCUGAAGAAGAUCGCUGCCACGAUUAUCUCGUUCAUGCAGGUGCAGAAAUGCACCAUUUUCAUAGUGGAUGAAGAUUGCUCCGAUUCCUUCUCUAGUGUGUUUCACAUGGAGUGUGAGGAAUUGGAAAAACCAUCAGAUACUGUAACAAGGGAGCGGGACGCAAACAGGAUCAAUUACAUGUACGCCCAGUACGUCAAGAACACCAUGGAGGUGCUGAACGUCGCCGACGUCAGCAAGGACAGGCGGUUCCCCUGGACAAAUGAAAACACGGGGAACGUGAACCAGCAGAGCAUCAGAAGUCUGCUUUGUACGCCUAUAAAGAAUGGAAAGAAGAAUAAAGUGAUAGGGGUGUGCCAACUCGCCAACAAGAUGGAGGAGAACACAGGCAAGGUGAAGCCUUUCAACCGGAACGACGAGCAGUUCCUGGAAGCGUUCGCCAUCUUCUGCGGCCUGGGCAUCCAGAACACGCAGAUGUAUGAAGCCGUGGAGAGAGCCAUGGCCAAGCAGAUGGUCACGUUAGAGGUUCUGUCCUACCACGCGUCGGCGGCGGAGGAAGAGACCAGAGAGCUGCAGUCCUUGGCGGCUGCUGUGGUGCCAUCUGCCCAGACCCUGAAAAUCACCGACUUCAGCUUCAGCGACUUCGAGCUGUCCGACCUGGAGACUGCGCUGUGCACCAUCCGGAUGUUCACCGACCUCAACCUGGUGCAGAACUUCCAGAUGAAGCACGAGGUUCUUUGCCGGUGGAUUUUAAGCGUGAAGAAGAAUUACCGGAAGAAUGUGGCCUAUCAUAACUGGAGACAUGCCUUCAACACAGCUCAGUGCAUGUUUGCUGCCCUGAAGUCCGGCAAGAUUCAGAGCAAGCUGUCGGACCUGGAGGUGCUCGCCCUGCUGGUCGCCGCGCUCAGCCACGACCUGGACCACCGCGGUGUGAACAACUCCUACAUCCAGCGGAGCGAGCACCCGCUGGCCCAGCUGUACUGCCACUCCACCAUGGAGCACCACCACUUCGACCAGUGCCUGAUGGUCCUCAACAGCCCGGGCAACCAGAUUCUCAGUGGCCUGUCCAUCGAGGAGUAUAAGACCACGCUGAAAAUCAUCAAGCAAGCCAUUUUAGCCACAGACCUGGCCCUGUACAUUAAGAGGCGAGGAGAAUUUUUUGAACUUAUAAGAAAAAACCAGUUCAGUUUUGAGGACCCUCACCAAAAGGAGCUGUUUUUGGCGAUGCUGAUGACCGCGUGCGACCUCUCCGCCAUCACCAAGCCCUGGCCCAUCCAGCAGCGGAUAGCUGAGCUGGUAGCGGCCGAGUUUUUUGACCAAGGCGACAAAGAGAGGGAAGAACUCAACAUAGAGCCUGAUGACCUCAUGAACAGGGAGAAGAAAAACAAAAUCCCGAGCAUGCAAGUCGGCUUCAUCGAUGCCAUCUGCUUGCAGCUGUAUGAGGCCCUGACCCGCGUGUCCCAGGACUGCUUCCCCCUGCUGGACGGCUGCAGGAAGAACAGGCAGAAGUGGCAGGCCCUCGCGCAGCAGCAGGAGCUGGCGCCGGGGAACGGGGCUGGGGCGCAGGCCCCGCGGAGCUGACAGCCGGGCGGCGCGCCCUGCCCCGCCGGACACUGCAAGGCUGGCGGUCCUUUCCACGGCUCGCUGUCUUGGUAUUUUUGCACAGCUUUUGAGAGCACAGCGGGAACGGUUGUUCUUCGGGGCGAUUCCACAUCUGUGUGUGUUUUGUGCCACUGAGCGGAUGAUGCACGAAGCUCACUAUCACCUCGUGGCCCCCGCAGGCCCAGCAGGUGCUUGCGCGCUGGAACGCGAGCUGCGCUCUUGCGCUCGGGGUGGUUGGUGUUGCUUGGGAAUUUUAAAUAGUUUUGCUGUUCUGGAAUUACCAAUCUUUCAAGAAUAUUUGGAAUCUUUCCUUAAAAAUAGACUAGGAGAAAAUUGAAUAUAUUCGGGGACAUUUGAAACCUUCGUAGGAUAGAGAAAAAUUGUGGGCUGAGUGGAUUUUCAGGGGAAUGGGGGAAUAGUUGUCAACAAUGUAUUAUGUUAACAAGAAAGUUAAAACUCCGAAACAAACGGGAAGCGCUGUACGGCAGUAUCGCCAAGCAGAGGUGCCGUUGAACCGGCCAUCGCUGAUUUACCGAGGGACGGGGGCGGUCCGGGA